This is a messenger RNA of Budorcas taxicolor (takin), 2652 nucleotides long. It is a transcript of the gene FOXP4, whose product is annotated as forkhead box P4. The transcript is spliced from 16 exons. Gene Ontology annotation, biological process: regulation of transcription by RNA polymerase II. Bases 1 to 2055 code for a protein of 684 amino acids. Gene Ontology annotation, molecular function: RNA polymerase II cis-regulatory region sequence-specific DNA binding; DNA-binding transcription repressor activity, RNA polymerase II-specific. NCBI's taxonomy places the organism in Eukaryota, Metazoa, Chordata, Mammalia, Artiodactyla, Bovidae. The record is from RefSeq and is a predicted model, not a curated record. Gene Ontology annotation, cellular component: nucleus.
AUGAUGGUGGAAUCCGCCUCGGAGACAAUCAGGUCAGCUCCGUCUGGUCAGAACGGCGUGGGCAGCCUCUCUGGGCAGGCCGAUGGCGGCGGUGGCGGCAGUAGCGGCGGCGGGGCUGCGGGCCCUGCCGCAGGCGGUGCGGGCAGGGACUCGGCCGUGGGCGCAGACAGCAACGGCGAGAUGAGCCCCGCGGAGCUCCUGCACUUCCAGCAGCAACAGGCUCUCCAGGUGGCCCGGCAGUUCCUGCUGCAGCAGGCCUCGGGCCUCAGCUCCCCAGGGAACAACGACAGCAAACAGUCGGCCUCUGCUGUGCAGGUGCCCGUGUCAGUGGCCAUGAUGUCGUCCCAGAUGCUCACCCCCCAGCAGAUGCAGCAGAUCCUGUCGCCCCCCCAGCUGCAGGCCUUGCUCCAGCAGCAGCAAGCACUCAUGAUCCAGCAGCUGCAGGAAUAUUACAAGAAGCAGCAAGAGCAGCUCCACCUCCAACUCCUCACCCAACAGCAGGCCGGGAAGCAGCAACCCAAAGAGGCCCUGGGGAACAAGCAGCUGGCCUUCCAGCAGCAGCUCCUGCAGAUGCAACAGUUGCAGCAGCAGCACCUGCUCAACCUGCAGAGACAGGGGCUGGUCAGCCUGCAGCCCAGCCAAGCCUCGGGGCCCCUGCAGACCCUCCCGCAAGCAGCUGUGUGCCCCACAGACCUGCCCCAGCUGUGGAAGGGCGAGGGUGCCCCCGGGCAGCCCGCUGAGGACAGCGUCAAGCAGGAGGGGCUGGACCUCACCGGCACGGCCACUACCGCUACCUCGUUCGCCGCCCCCCCCAAAGUCUCACCUCCCCUCUCCCACCACACCCUGCCCAACGGACAGCCCACUGUGCUCACACCUCGGAGAGACAGCUCCUCCCACGAGGAGACGUCUGGCUCCCACCCCCUGUACGGACAUGGAGAGUGCAAGUGGCCAGGCUGUGAGACCCUGUGUGAAGACCUGGGCCAGUUUAUCAAACACCUCAACACGGAGCACGCCCUGGACGACCGGAGCACGGCCCAGUGCCGUGUGCAGAUGCAGGUGGUGCAGCAGCUGGAGAUCCAGCUCGCCAAGGAGAGCGAGCGGCUGCAGGCCAUGAUGACCCAUCUGCACAUGCGGCCCUCGGAGCCCAAGCCCUUCAGCCAGCCACUGAACCCAGUCCCCGGCUCCUCAUUCUCCAAGGUGACGGUCUCCGCAGCCGACUCGUUCCCAGACGGCCUCGCGCACCCCCCGACCUCGGCCGCCGCCCCCGUCACCCCGCUGAGGCCCCCCGGCCUGGGCUCCGCCUCCCUGCACAGCGGGGGGCCCGCCCGGCGGAGGAGCAACGACAAGUUCUGCUCCCCCAUCUCCUCAGAGCUGGCCCAGAACCAUGAGUUCUACAAGAACGCCGACGUCCGGCCGCCCUUCACCUACGCCUCCCUGAUCCGCCAGGCCAUCCUGGAAACCCCCGACAGGCAGCUGACCCUGAAUGAGAUCUAUAACUGGUUCACCAGGAUGUUCGCCUAUUUCCGCAGGAACACAGCCACCUGGAAGAAUGCGGUGCGACACAACCUCAGCCUGCACAAGUGCUUCGUGCGUGUGGAGAACGUCAAGGGUGCCGUGUGGACUGUGGACGAGCGGGAGUACCAGAAGCGAAGACCGCCAAAGAUGACGGGGAGCCCCACCUUGGUAAAGAACAUGAUCUCGGGCCUCAGUUACGGAGCACUUAACGCCAGCUACCAGGCUGCCCUGGCCGAGAGCAGCUUCCCCCUCCUCAACAGCCCCGGCAUGCUGAACCCUGGCUCCGCCAGCAGCCUCCUGCCCCUCGGCCACGACGACGCGGGUGCCCCCGUGGAGCCGCUGCCCAGCAAUGGCAGCAGCAGCCCGCCUCGCCUCUCCCCACCCCAGUACAGCCACCAGGUACAGGUGAAAGAGGAGCCGGCUGAGGCCGAGGAGGACAGGCGGCCCGGGCCCCCACUGGGGCCCCCCAACCCCAGCACCGCGGGCCCUCCAGAAGACAGGGAGCUGGAGGAGGAGCUGCCGGGAGAAGAGCUGUCCUAAGGGCCUCCGGGGGCAGGGGUGAGACCCCGCCCUCGGGAGCAGGCCCCACUUACCCCCACACCCCGCCCCACCCAACCUCAAGGCACUUCCAGGACUCAGAUGGGGGGGCUGAGCCAGCAACUCCCAAGGUGACCUGACUGACCUACGACACUCGGGGGCAGGGACGGUCCGCCCCCCACCCCGAGGGGACACAGAAUCCCUGGUCUGGGACCGGCAGAGGACACGGAGGGCCCAGACCCCUCCUCAGACCCCCCCCCCCCAACAUCUGAAUUCCAUGCCCCUUGUCCCCAACCACCAGCAGCAACAGGGCCCUCCUCCCCCACCAGCUCGCCCCUACAGGGCCCCUCAGCGCCUUGGAGACCCGCAGGCGGGGCUAAGCCACCCUCUCAAACCCAGGGCACUGCACCCCUGGCUCUGGCCAUGUGGUCUGGCCAGAGGCCCCCACCUCCUCCAUCUCUGCUCCCUGUCACCAUCUUGUCUGUACUGUGAAGAAAUAGCUCCACCCUGACUCCUUCCCCUGCCCUGGCCUGGGUCAGGGCAGCUAAAUCUCAGAGCAGCCCCAGGAGAAACCAGCCCCCUCAGCUCUGCCUGUUCAGA